This is a messenger RNA of Drosophila montana, 891 nucleotides long. RefSeq lists its product as uncharacterized. The transcript has a single exon. The coding region runs from base 1 to 891 and encodes 296 amino acids. The record is from RefSeq and is a predicted model, not a curated record. Lineage: Eukaryota; Metazoa; Arthropoda; Insecta; Diptera; Drosophilidae.
AUGGCGUCGAAUAGCAACAAUAGCAACAGCAACAACAACACCACCACCAAUACGACUUCCACCACCACCAACAACAACAACAACUACAACACCAACAAUAAUCACAACAGCAACACAUCUACCACCAGAACCACUGACAACAACACGAACAGCAACACUAACAACAACAUUUACAACAACAACAACAGCAACAACAACAGCAACAACAACAACAUCAACAACAACAGCCACAACAACAGCAACAACAAUAACAACAACCACAGCAAUAUUUUGAUCAACCGACGCCGCCGCCAUAGACAGAACAUUAUUGACUAUAUGGAACGCAUGGAGAUGCCGAUGAUGUUGCCGUUGACGAUGCCGACACCGAUGCCGAUGCCGAUGCCAAUGACGAUGCCAAUGACGAUGAUAACCCCGAUGCGCAGCCAUAUGGAGCGGUAUGCGCGACAGCCGAUGCUGCGGGCCAGAAGACAGCUGGGCGGCUGGGGGGCGAUGGGCAAUGAGGGCCAGGCUGGAGAUGUUGGUAAUAUUGGCGAUAAUAAUCAUGUUGUGGGCAUACCCACCGUCGCGCCCGCUAACCACAUGGCCCACAUGGGCGGCGGCGAUGCAGAGAUCAUAUUUGAGGCGCCGUUGGCGCCGCAGCAUCGCGGCGCCGGCGAUGGCGUGCAGGGGGAGGCGGCCCAGCCGCAGCCGCAGCGAGUGAUCCAGCCGCCAAGACGGGAGACACUGGAGCAGCGUCGCGAGCGCAGCGUGCAACAAAUACUGCGCCUGUGCGACUUCAUACAGCAGCAGCUGGCGACUAUUGCCGCCCAGAUCGAUGCCUACGAGAGAAAACUGGCCCAGCACAAUGCCCAGUCACCGUCGCCCCCGGAGCCCGACGGCGAUGUCAUAUAG